AUGUUAAAACCUGACAAAGAUGCACCGACCCAUAUACCAGAAAAGCCAAUUGAUUUGGACAGCGUCCUUGUUAAUGAAUUGGGGCAAUUUGGUAGAUUUCAGCUCAAAAAUAUACUUCUCGUAUCAUUACCUAUUCUUAUGUCUGGAUUUAUGAGUGAAUAUAUAUUUUCGGCUGCUGCUAUACCUCACAGAUGUCAAAUUACCGAAUGCGGAGAGAAUAGUAGCAAUGUUGAGUUCGAACCCGAAUGGAUAUCGAAUGCGGUGCCCGAAACCAGUUCAGGGUGGUCGAGCUGCGAGCGGUUCGCCCCCACAGGGUUCAACGGCACUCUCGAAUACUGCCCCAGUGAAGCGUUUAAUAGAGAUGUAGUCGUCGCUUGUGAUAGCUUCGUCUACGAAAGGGAUAACUCCGUUGUCUAUGAUUUCGACUUAGGCUGCCAGGAGUGGAUGCGCGCGUUGGCUGGGACUCUCAGCAGCGUUGGUACACUCCUCGUGCUGCCAAUCACUGGGUACUUCUCCGAUCGCUAUGGCCGUCGCCUGGCGCUCGUCGUCAGCGUCUUCAACAUGGCACUCUUCGGUCUCAUUAGGGCCUUCUCUGUUAACUACGUCAUGUAUUUAGUGCUUCAGCUGUUGCAGACAACGUUAGGAGCUGGCACGUUCAGUUCUGCGUACAUUUUUGGUGCUGAAUUGGUCGGACCGAAGUAUCGAGUACUUAUCGGUGCAUUCACAACGUCAAUGUUCGCUGUUGGUCUGAUGGUGAUCGGUGCCGUAUCUUGGGCGAUACACUCCUGGCGGUAUAUGAUCCUGGCUUUGCACGUGCCCUGCUUCCUUAUCAUCUCCUACUACUGGUUCUUGGGGGAGAGCGUGCGAUGGCUGCUGUCCAAACAGAAGUACACAGAAGCAAGGGCUGCAUUAGAAGAAGUGGCGAAAGUCAAUAGAACAAAUAUUUGUGAAAAGUCGAUGGAAGCAUUAUUGACUCCACCAUCAGCUCAGGGAAGUCCUACUUCGGAUGGCCCAGGGUUGAUCGGGUACAUUUUCAGCUCUCGUGUACUCUUGCGUCGCGUAUGCACCACUCCUAUCUGGUGGAUCACCACCACUCUGGUCUACUAUGGUCUCUCCAUCAACUCGACCAGUUUGUCUGGCUCUAUGUACCUCAACUUUAUUCUGACCUGCGCCAUCGAAAUCCCCGGCAACUUUGCUGCAGUUCUUAUCCUCGAUAGGGUCGGAAGAAAACCUACUUUGUCGGUAGGAUACUUCUUAAGUGCUGCAUGUAACAUCACUUUCGCCUUCCUUCCGAGUGACCUUAGCGUUUUGCGGCUCGUAAUAUAUCUUCUAGGCAAGUUCGGUAUUUCUGUGGUGAUGACAUCACUCUACGUAUAUACAUCAGAACUGUAUCCAACCGAGUUCCGACACAGUCUACUGGCCUUCUCCUCCAUGAUUGGCAGGAUAGGGUCUAUUUGUGCACCACUAACACCCGCAUUGAUGGUGUACUGGGCGGGUAUACCUUCAGUGAUGUUCGGAGCAAUGGGUCUACUAGCCGGUCUUCUGGUGCUGACGCAGCCGGAGACACUAGGCACCAAGUUGCCAGACACGCUAGCUGAGGCAGAGGCACUCGGGACACCGGAGUCCAAAUUGCCUAAAUAG
Molecule: messenger RNA, 1641 nt
Organism: Papilio polytes (common Mormon)
Lineage: Eukaryota; Metazoa; Arthropoda; Insecta; Lepidoptera; Papilionidae
Product: organic cation transporter protein-like
Exons: 7
Coding region: 1-1641 (546 amino acids)
Biological process (GO): transmembrane transport
Cellular component (GO): membrane
Molecular function (GO): transmembrane transporter activity
Source: RefSeq, a predicted model, not a curated record